AUGCGUCUCUAUGCCGCACUCGGUCUUGCAGCUUGUCUCGCGCCAGUGUCUGCCAUCUUCGAAGAUGACGCCUAUCACAUCGACUUCCACUAUGCGCUGUUAGGCUUACCGAAUCACGAUGCUACCUUUUUCCAAAAGCCAUACGGGGCCUCGAAAGCCUCGCUUUUGUACUCGAUAUCCGAAAAUCAAACGAUUGGCGCGAUAAACCCCAAGGACGGUACCCUUGUUUGGCGACAGCACCCGGCGUCAGAACCCCGCGGGAGAGGCCACCUAAGAGCGGCAGACGAGCAGGACACUGUUGUCAGCGCUGUUGGGAACCGAGUCACAGCCUGGAGCUCAUCAGAUGGCAGGUUAGUGUGGGAAACGAACGUUGAUGGGUCAGUCGUGGAGGAUUUAGAGAUUCUGGAACAGGAGGAUGGCAUCACCAAAGACGAGGCUAAGGACGCCAUUGUCCUGGUAUCUGGUACCAGCCAUAGCGUCAAGAGGCUUGAUGGAAAGACUGGUCGUAUCAAAUGGACAUAUGAGGAUUCCAGCAACGACACGCCAUUCCAAGUAUCUACCUCGCCCACAACGAUCUACUACAUCUCGCUACACUCGUCUAUAAUCGGUGCAGGGUUGAAGCUCAAGGUCACUUCGCUGAGCCCAAUCACUGGCAAGAAGCUCGACCAGUACACACUCAGCUCAGACACCGAUAUCACAUCGAGAGAUCACAUUGUCUUUGCCGGAGCGAACACCGCAGCGCCUGUAUUGGCGUGGACAGACAAGGACUACAGCGUCAUCAAGGUCAACAUCAUUGGCACGAAGACCGUAGCGAGCUUCGACACACCAGGAGAAAGCCCUAUUGAGAAGGUCGUUCUGCACGCUCCGGGGCACGUCAACUCUCAGCCACACUUCCUCGUUGAGUAUCAGACAUACUUUGGGCACUCUGCUGAAGUCUUCCACGUCGAUCUCAAAAAGAAUACUGUGUCAAAAGCUUACAGCCUUCUCGAGCUGCAGACCAAGGGUACAUUCACCACCAGUACAACGGAUGCUAACGUCUACUUCGUCAGAGUAACUGAAGACGAAGUCAGUGUGGUGUCAUCGGCCUCGCAUGGCGUACUUGGCCGUUGGCCCACAGCCAGGUCACCCGCUUUGGCCAGAGCUUACCCUGUGCACGCUGUCUCAGAGGUAGUGGUAAAGUCCGGAACAGCCACUGCUGCCAGGUCAGCUAUCCUGUUCUCCAAUGGACAGUGGGUCUUGGUCCGUAACGGUGACAUUGCCUGGACUAGACCUGAGUUCUUGGCGCAAGCUUCGUCUGCCGUGUGGGCCCGUCUUCCAGAGGUCGAGUCUCUCGCUGCCGAGCUUGAAGUUGAGCAACAUCAAAAUGUAGUGUCAGCUUACAUCCACCGAGUAAAGAGGCAUAUUCAGGACCUCGAACAUUUCCCAGCCUGGGCGCAGAAUCUUCCUCGACGUCUCCUUGGUAACGUUGUGGGCAAGCCGAAGCAGACGGCCGUGGAUAAUAUCCAGCAGGACACAUUCGGCUUUCACAAGCUUGUCAUCGUUGCAACCGAAAAUGGUCGACUUGCUGCCCUUGAUGUGGGUGCUCGUGGAAAGGUGCUGUGGAAUGUACACCUCACGCAAUUUGCCGACACGGUCUUUGAGUAUCCUACUCUGAGAGCCCACAGUGGCUAUGUAGAGGUCAAAGACCCAAGUUUCGAAGGUUCCUUGUUCAUCAACUCGACCACAGGCGGUACGGCAUCCUAUGUCAACCUUCACCUGCACGGACCUCAAGUCGCCAAGGGACAGAAGCUUGUGUCAUUUACCCUGACAAAUGGCGUUCUCAAGGGAGCCCUGGAGACAGAAAACCGAGGAAACACAGAGUCUGUAUGGGCUUUUGAGCCUCCGAGCGGGGAGCGCAUUGUCGGCUUCACUGCGCGACCACUGAAGGAUCCGGUUGCCUCCAUUGGCAAGGUCUUGGGCGACCGAAGUGUGCUUUACAAGUACUUGAACCCCAAUCUGGUGCUAGUAACGGCGGUAUCAGAGCUCGCUCGUACCGCGUCCAUCUAUCUGUUGGACUCCGCUUCCGGUCAGCUGCUCCACACUAUGUUGCACUCUGAUGUUGACACGUCGCGACCGAUUCCCUCUACCAUCUCAGAAAAUUGGUUCAGUUAUUCUCUGACCAUUGACUCGACUGCUUCACCAGAGUCUCGUGGUCACCAGCUGAUUGUCUCGGACCUCUACGAAUCACCGCUCCCUGACGACAGGGGCCCAUUGGGCGCUUCCUCAAACUCUUCUACAGUGAAGCCUUCAAGAUCUCAGGGUGAUGCCGCCAAGCCAUACGUACUGUCACAGAGCUACCAGAUUGCCGCGGAGAUAUCGCAUAUGGCGGUGACACAGACCAGGCAGGGAAUCACCAGCCGGGAGCUUCUCAUCACCAUUCCUUCCACCAGCUCCAUCAUCGGUAUUCCUCGUCAGUUCAUUGACCCCCGACGUCCCGUCGGCCGCGACCCAAAUCCAAAUGAACAGGCGGAGGGUCUCAUUAAGUACACCCCUCUGCUUCCCCUUGAUUCGAAGUGGCAUCUCACCCACAAGUACGAAGUCCUGGGCAUCAAGGAUGUCAUUACGAACGAGAGUGGUAUCGAGAGUACCAGUCUAGUGUUUGCUUAUGGUCACGAUAUCUUCGGUACUCGAGUCGCACCUAGUUUCGCAUUUGACAUCCUGGGCAAGGGUUUCAACAAGAUCCAGAUGCUUCUGACCGUUGCCGCACUGUUUGUCGGUGUUUUGUUUGUUGCUCCAUUGGUCAGGAGAAAGCAGAUCAAUUCCCUUUGGACGAUACCUUAG
This is a messenger RNA of Didymella exigua CBS 183.55, 2820 nucleotides long. RefSeq names its product DUF1620-domain-containing protein. Gene Ontology annotation, biological process: protein folding in endoplasmic reticulum. The record is from RefSeq and is a predicted model, not a curated record. Lineage: Eukaryota; Fungi; Ascomycota; Dothideomycetes; Pleosporales; Didymellaceae. Gene Ontology annotation, cellular component: EMC complex. The coding region runs from base 1 to 2820 and encodes 939 amino acids. The transcript is spliced from 3 exons. Gene Ontology annotation, molecular function: protein binding.